Molecule: messenger RNA, 1045 nt
Organism: Tyto alba (common barn owl)
Lineage: Eukaryota; Metazoa; Chordata; Aves; Strigiformes; Tytonidae
Gene: POLR2E
Product: RNA polymerase II, I and III subunit E
Exons: 8
Coding region: 73-705 (210 amino acids)
Biological process (GO): DNA-templated transcription
Cellular component (GO): RNA polymerase II, core complex; RNA polymerase I complex; RNA polymerase III complex
Molecular function (GO): DNA-directed RNA polymerase activity; DNA binding
Source: RefSeq, a predicted model, not a curated record
GGCCGGGGUCCUCGCGGCCGCCGCCGCACAGGCGUUAAGGCGGGCAGCCCGCAGGGGCCUCGGGCGGGCGCCAUGGACGACGAGGAGGAGACGUACCGGCUGUGGAAGAUCCGUAAAACCAUCAUGCAGCUCUGCCACGACCGGGGUUACUUGGUGACCCAGGACGAGCUGGACCAGACGCUGGACGAGUUCAAGUCGCAGUUCGGCGAGAAGCCGAGCGAGGGCCGGCCCCGCCGCACCGACCUGACCGUGCUGGUGGCCCACAACGACGACCCCACCGACCAGAUGUUCGUUUUCUUCCCGGAGGAGCCCAAGGUCGGGAUAAAGACGAUCAAGAUGUACUGCCAGAGGAUGCAGGAGGAGAACAUCACGAGGGCGCUGAUCGUGGUGCAGCAAGGCAUGACCCCCUCCGCCAAGCAGUCCCUGGUCGAUAUGGCUCCCAAGUACAUCCUGGAGCAGUUCCUGCAGCAGGAGCUUCUGAUCAACAUCACAGAGCACGAGCUGGUCCCGGAGCACGUGGUCAUGACAAAGGAAGAAGUAACUGAGCUACUGGCCAGAUACAAGCUGAGAGAGAACCAGCUCCCCAGGAUCCAGGCCGGGGACCCUGUGGCCCGGUACUUCGGAAUAAAGCGUGGUCAGGUGGUGAAGAUCAUACGGCCGAGCGAGACUGCGGGCCGCUACAUCACCUACCGACUGGUGCAGUAGCCUGGAGCUGUGGGGUGUGCAAGAGCUGUGUAACCCCCCUCCCCCCCAUCUUCCCACCCACCGACAGUUCACAGGCGCUCGGAGGUGGCUGCAUUUUCAUAGGCGGCCAAGAAAAUUUGCUUUCCGUGUUGCCUGUAUGCAGUCAUGCUACUUGGCCUAGUUCCUUGCUUUCCAGCAUGGACUUUGCUGUAACUCCUUAGUCUUCAUUAAGGACUUAAGCCAUGGAGGUAGCCUAAAGGAACAGAAGCGUGCAGGGAAGAAGAGAGUGGAAAAAGGCCUUUGCUUUCCUGUUUAAUAGGAUCUUAUUUUUAAUAAAGAUUUGUACUCUUGCUGUUCCUCA